UCAACAUCUGGAUACAUCAAGCCAAAAAAAAUUAAUCAAACCAAACAUGAGGACUUUCUUGCUGUUGGUACUUACAUUGGUCCCCGUUACUGAAUCGAGACUCAAAACAGAGGAAAUUCUGCUAAUGGAAAUUAUGCAGAGUGUGAAUGGGAUCCUGAAUGGGAAAGGGGAAAAAAUGGAUCUUGACCAGUUUAUACCUGACAUAUAUCAGAAAGGGCACUACUCUAAGAAAACUCUCUGCCAAGCAGGAAUGGCUUUGAAGGGUAAAAUUCCAAGCAAGUCUCAUCUACAGAGACAACUAAAUGCUUAUGCAGCAUAUACGGGGACUAGAAACUGCAGCGUUUCGGCCUCUGAGGAAUGCACAAUGAAGGAGUUUCUUGAAAAAACCAAAGCAUGCUGCCAUUAUCUAUACUCAGCUCAAAGGACAUAAGAACAAGUGAAAAGACAGAAGAUGUAGUGCUUUUUAUAUUACUCAUAUUUAUAAACAUAUUUAUAUAAUUAUGUUAUAAUUAUUUGUAUUUAUUUUGUCAAAAUGCUGAUUUUCAUUGUCAUUUUAAAUUAUUAAAAAAAUGCAAUACA
Molecule: messenger RNA, 579 nt
Organism: Danio aesculapii
Lineage: Eukaryota; Metazoa; Chordata; Actinopteri; Cypriniformes; Danionidae
Gene: il4
Product: interleukin 4
Exons: 4
Coding region: 47-430 (127 amino acids)
Source: RefSeq, a predicted model, not a curated record